Molecule: messenger RNA, 7272 nt
Organism: Pantherophis guttatus
Lineage: Eukaryota; Metazoa; Chordata; Lepidosauria; Squamata; Colubridae
Gene: SLC8A1
Product: solute carrier family 8 member A1
Biological process (GO): cell communication; sodium ion transmembrane transport; calcium ion import across plasma membrane
Cellular component (GO): postsynapse; axon; sarcolemma
Molecular function (GO): calcium:sodium antiporter activity
Source: RefSeq, a predicted model, not a curated record
AAAAGGAAAGGGAAAAAAAAGAAAGAAAGAAAGAAAGCACCGCCGGUCAGGGUGGUCAGAGAAAGCCGAGCCGAGCUCCUUCAAUCCCUUUCUCUGAGCGCGAAAAACUCGCUGGUUAGACUUCGCCUCAAUUUGUAGACACGUGGAAAAGGCGGGCGAAGCUCCUCCGCCCGCGCCUGUCCCGUCUGCAGGCCAGGGCAACAGGAGGGAGCAGGGACGCCCCGGCUAGAGAGAGCUGGCGUCGGGAAGGAGGCAAGGGACGCGCCGCCUCCGGAGGCGCUAGGAAGGAGGAAGGAGCGGGCGAGUCCUGCGGCGCUCUGAGGGGAAUGCCGCCGCCGCGCCUCCUUUAAGCGCGCGUCUGCCCCCGCCUGCGACUCCUUCCUUCCAAGGGGGGCGCUUCUUGCUCUUGUCGCCGCGCUGCAUGGGGCGCCAGCGCUUGGCGCUUUCCAGAUAUGGUCUCGGUGGCGGCGGAGAGCUCUCUGUGAUCGCCGGCAUCCGCGGUGUCUGGCCCGGCGGGAGGAAGAAGGAGCGAACGAGGUAGAAGGCGGCCAGGAGGAGCGCUCGACUGGCGCCCGGAAUCAAGUCACCCGGGUUGCUGCGAGCGGCUCGGUCUGCAGGUUAGAAAACCUUUGAAAAUUGGUCUGACAGAACAAUCAUGAUGGGAUUAAGGAAUUCAACUGCCUUGCCUGGUGGUCUUCUCCUUUUAAUUGUUGCAUUUUUGAUAUGCCAUGUGGACAAAGUACAUACAGAACAUCAACCUGAAGAAACCAAUCAUUCAGAAGAAUGUUCUGGUACCUAUUUCUGUAAGAAAGGUGUAAUUUUGCCAAUUUGGGAACCUCAAGAUCCUUCAUUUGGUGAUAAAAUAGCAAGAGCUACUGUAUACUUUGUGGCCAUGGUCUACAUGUUUCUAGGAGUGUCUAUUAUAGCAGAUCGUUUCAUGUCAUCCAUAGAAGUUAUUACUUCCCAAGAGAGAGAGAUAACAAUCAAGAAACCCAACGGUGAGACCAGCAAGACAACAGUAAGAGUUUGGAAUGAAACUGUAUCGAACUUAACAUUGAUGGCUUUGGGCUCUUCUGCACCUGAGAUCCUCCUAUCUGUCAUUGAAGUGUGUGGCCAUGGCUUCAAGGCAGGAGACCUUGGACCAAGCACUAUUGUAGGAAGUGCUGCCUUUAAUAUGUUUGUCAUUAUAGCCAUUUGUGUUUAUGUUGUUCCUGAUGGAGAAAUCAGGAAGAUUAAGCAUCUUCGUGUGUUUUUUGUCACUGCAGCUUGGAGCAUUUUUGCCUAUACUUGGCUGUAUUUAAUUUUGUCAGUUAUAUCACCUGGAGUAGUAGAAGUCUGGGAAAGUUUACUCACUUUCUUCUUUUUUCCUAUCUGUGUCGUGUUUGCAUGGGUUGCUGAUCGAAGGCUUUUAUUCUACAAGUAUGUCUACAAGAAGUACAGAGCUGGAAAGCAGAGAGGCAUGAUAAUUGAACAUGAGGGUGAAGGGCCGCAAUCUAAGGCUGAUAUUGAAAUGGAUGGAAAGAUAGUUAAUUCCCAUGUUGAAAGUUUCUUGGAUGGCACUCUGGUCCUAGAGGUGGAUGAGAAGGAUCAAGAUGAUGAAGAAGCAAGGAGAGAAAUGGCUAGAAUCCUGAAGGAAUUGAAACAGAAGCAUCCAGACAAAGAGAUUGAACAGCUAAUAGAACUAGCUAAUUAUCAAGUUCUGAGUCAGCAACAAAAGAGUCGCGCCUUUUAUCGCAUUCAGGCUACUCGGUUAAUGACUGGAGCUGGCAACAUAUUGAAGCGACAUGCAGCUGACCAAGCACGAAAAGCAGUCAGCAUGCAUGAAGUCAACUGUGAAGUGGCAGACAAUGACCCUGUCAGUAAGAUCUAUUUUGAGCAGAGCACCUACCAGUGCCUUGAGAACUGUGGCACAGUAGCUCUAACAAUUGCCCGUAGAGGUGGUGAUUUGACCAAAACAGUCUUGGUUGAUUUCAGAACAGAAGAUGGUACAGCCAAUGCAGGGUCUGAUUACGAGUUCACUGAAGGGACAGUGGUAUUCAAGCCAGGUGAGACACAAAAAGAAAUAAGAGUUGGUAUAAUUGAUGAUGACAUAUUUGAGGAAGAUGAGAAUUUCCUUGUUCACCUCAAUAAUGUGAAAGUGUCAGAACGAUCUGAAGAAGGUGUUCUAGAGGGCAACCAUGUUGCAACUGUGGCAUGCCUGGGGUCACCUGCUACAGCCACGGUUACAAUCUUUGACGAUGAUCAUGCUGGCAUAUUUACUUUUGAGGAACCAGUCACUCAUAUAAGUGAGAGUGUGGGGACCAUGGAAGUGAAAGUGCUACGGACAUCUGGAGCUCGAGGAAAUGUUAUUGUGCCAUACAAAACAAUUGAAGGCACAGCCAAGGGAGGCGGAGAGGACUUCGAGGACACCUGUGGAGAGCUUGAAUUUCAGAAUGAUGAGAUUGUCAAAACAAUAUCUAUCAAAGUAAUUGAUGAUGAGGAGUAUGAGAAAAACAAGACCUUCUACGUUGAAAUUUGGGAGCCCCGUCUGGUGGAGAUGAGUGAAAAGAAAGCCCUGUUGUUGAAUGAGCUUGGUGGCUUCACAAUUACAGGGAAAUCUUUGAAUGGCAAGCCUGUCUUCAGGAAAGUUCAUGCUAGAGACCAUCCCCUUCCUUCUACUGUAAUCAACAUUCAAGAAGAGAACGAAGAGAAGCAGCCUCUGACAAGCAAAGAGGAGGAAGAACGCCGCAUUGCUGAAAUGGGGCGCCCCAUCCUGGGGGAGCACACAAAGCUAGAAGUGAUUAUUGAAGAGUCCUACGAGUUCAAGAACACUGUGGACAAACUUAUUAAGAAGACAAAUCUAGCUCUUGUGGUUGGAACAAACAGCUGGAGAGAGCAGUUCAUUGAGGCUAUCACUGUUAGUGCUGGAGAGGACGAUGAUGAUGAUGAAUGUGGCGAAGAGAAGCUACCAUCCUGCUUUGAUUAUGUGAUGCACUUUCUGACCGUCUUCUGGAAAGUCCUUUUUGCCUUUGUGCCCCCAACAGACUACUGGAAUGGUUGGGCUUGUUUUGUAGUGUCCAUCCUCAUGAUUGGCCUUCUCACAGCUUUCAUUGGGGAUUUGGCAUCCCAUUUUGGCUGCACAAUCGGCCUGAAGGAUUCUGUAACUGCAGUCGUAUUUGUUGCAUUGGGAACUUCAGUACCAGAUACAUUUGCCAGCAAAGUAGCAGCAACACAAGAUCAAUAUGCAGAUGCUUCCAUAGGUAAUGUCACUGGUAGCAACGCUGUGAAUGUUUUCCUGGGAAUCGGCGUAGCCUGGUCCAUUGCUGCAAUCUACCAUGCAGCCAAUGGGGAGACAUUUGCAGUCCAACCAGGCAACCUGGCUUUCUCUGUCACCCUCUUCACUAUAUUUGCUUUUAUCAGUGUUGGUGUGCUCCUCUACCGGCGAAGACCAGAGAUUGGAGGUGAGCUAGGCGGGCCACGGACUGCCAAGAUUCUGACCUCAAGCCUCUUUGUGCUGCUCUGGCUCUUGUACAUAUUUUUCUCAUCUCUGGAAGCCUACUGCCACAUAAAGGGCUUCUAAAGAAACAAUUGAAGAUAGUAUCUAUAUAUAUAUCUAUAUAUAGAAAGAGAGAUAUAUAGAUAUAGAUCUAAUAUUAUUGAACAGAGGAGAAAAGACAUUUGCCAUGUUCACUUACCUAUUGAUGGAAUGUAGCUUUGUGGUAGGAGUUUGAAAUCUGCAGGAGUCUUCACCAGGAGCAGCAGCAUUGCAAUGGAGACCUGGAUGCAGGGCCGUCUUUGCAACUCAGCCUACAAGGUCAUGAUGGAGUUACUUUGUAUUUCCCUUUCCCCUCCCUCUCUAAGGAGCAGUUGGAUGUCAAAGGGGGUUGUUUGGAAAGACCAACAACCAACCUUAAGUUAUAUCAUAUUGGGCGAAGGACUUAAGUGGGAGUUCUUGACUUUCUGACCAAUAUCUUUGUUGCCUUCUUCAUUAACUCAAGAACAAGCUGAAUCACCACCCUCAAUGACACAUGUGAGUCUAGAGUGACCAACACAAUCCAAGGGGGUUCCAACCCUAUGCUGUUUAUGGGGAGGAUAAUUUUGUUUGAGGUUUUGUUUUGUUUGUUUUUAUUUUUGUUUUGAUCCCUCCUUAACUGCCUGGUUGUUCAGAUGUUAUUAAACCACAGAUAACCCUUUCCCAUUUUUUUCAGAACUCUAUUUAUGACCAGCACUCUCUUAAAAGAAAAAUAGCCACCUAAACCAUAUUUAAUCAAUUCUCCGUUUGCUCCAGACUGUGGAUUAUAGACUCAUGCCCGAAGCCCUAGCAUUUUUCCCUGUAUUUCUGACAUAUUUUGUCAGAUAAAUUUCAGUUCCCUCCUAUGCCCUUUCCAUCUACCAAUAUUUGCUGCUAUGCUCCUUCUCAUACUCCAAAUUGGGAAUGCUUUCAUUGUACUUGUUGUAAUACUUUGCAUGAAUGAAGCAAACCAUAAUCUGUAAUAUAGCAUUGAAUAGUGAUAGUGAAGCUGACCGACCAUUGAAAAUGCAAGCGUGUUUCUUUCCAUAUCUUUUCUUUUCAAUGAACAGAGUGAGAGUCCAGAAAUGGUUGGUAUUCAUUCCGUUGUUCUAUAUAAGAUUCCUAAGAAGCAAUAACCAAGAACUGGAGAAAGUCUUAGGUUUUAAAGGGAAGAAGCUGUGCAAGUUUCGUCACAUAGAAAGGGAUCUGUUUACCAGUCAAGUACAGGACUCAGGAAGUUGUUUAUACUGAGUCAAGCCGGUGACCUAUCUAGCCCAGGACUCUCACUUAGAGUGAUUCUCUGAGAUCUCAGGGAGAAGCUUAUCCAGCCCUUUAACUAUUUUAACUGGUGAUUCCAUGAAUUGAACUGUUGGAUAGUUGACAUGCUAGCAUGUGCUUUACCACUGAGUUGUGGAUGAAUUUAGCCUGUUUAUUACUAGACUGUUGGAAUUAAUUGGGACUUCAUUCUUCAUUUUAAGUAUGAACAGCUGUGUUGAACCCUAAAUCACCAGAACAUCCUUGAGCUUUUUUUCAGCCACCCAUUUUACCCAGAGUAUUUAUGCUGCAUGUGCUCCAGAUGCCAAUUCUUUGGUCUCUUGCAUUGCUUACUCCCUCUGAUCCUGCUCUUGCUCUGUGGAAAUCGCUGAACAUUUGUAAAGGGCAACCCACCAUCAGAAUACUGUAAUUCAAAUUUAUUCUUCCAUGCUGGAGUUAAAAAGUUCUACCACCCAUUGGCCUUCAGAACAACAAUGGGUCCUAGCAAGAAAUGUGGCACUAUCUGCAUUGUCUGGCAGUGAAUUGGCAUUUAUCUCCAUGAAUUAAAAAGUAUCAGUAUUGUUGUAGACAUUGAUGAGUACAUGUCAACAAUGUACUUAUCAAUGUUCAGAGUAGAUUGAUGUACCAAAAAGGAGCUUUUCUUGGGAACUAUCAUUCAUGGACAGUGCAACUGAACAGUCCAGUGAUAUUUAUUUUGUAGCUGGUUUGUCUAUUGAUUUCUCCAUGUGCUGUCUUUCUAAUUUUUUUCAUUUUUCAGAAUUCUCUCACCACUACAUCUAAAAUAUCUAAAGCAAGCAAAUCUAAAAGGGGAUUAGAGAGAAUGAAACUUAUUGAAACAAUUCAUUUUUCUUUGUUUCUGUUUCUUUCUGUUUCUUUGAUUCUAUUUAUGGGUGCCAGACUGGGUGCAUGACUUUGCUGCUUCCCUGGUGACAUGGAAGCAACGUGGGUAGCCAUGUGCAAUAUAGGGUUUAUACCUUAAAAAUGGUCAUAUAAACACUGUUAUUGCAGUCUUAACCGCACAAUAGGCCUGUUUCUGAAAAAGAAAACUGACAAAUAAUUAGGGGAAGACCAAAGCCAUUGAUGUUUCCAUAUCAUAAAAAUAUAGGCAUGCUUACAAUGAUUAAGGAGCUGUUCUCUAAGUAUCAAUGGAGUAUGGCCCUUUGGAUAUUAUUGGACUCCAGUUCCCAGCAGUAUGGCCAGUAGUUCAGAAUCAUGGGAGUGAUAUUCAAUAAUAUUUGAAGAGUCUCAGGUUUAUCCACCUCCAAUUGGAAAAUAAAAAGAUAUAUAUGUAAAAUAUAUUUCUCAUUGUCACUUUAACAGUGCUGUUGGAUGUCGGUUGAAAAAAAUCUGUAGACAUAUUUCCAACUAUUUCUCUCAAAUAUAGAAUGAUAUUCUUUUGGGAGUUUGUAAUUUCUCCUUUAUUCAUGGGUGCAUGACUGAUAAUGACAAUUCUUCUAUCACCAUGACCCAUUUUCUCAUGGACAGUAACAUACACAUCCAGUAUGUUAUGGUAAGCGAAGCGGCUGUAUGAAUUCACAUCCUUAAAAUCCUACUAUCCUUAAAUCAUACAAUCACAGAUUUGGAAAUGACCUGUUCAGUGCAUUAAUUAAAUGGCAAGGCCAGAAUAUCAAUGCUGUAGAAAAAGAUCACUCCAUAAAACUGCAAAAACAUGAGACAUAUUUCAUGCCGUGGGGAAACUAAUUGUAUUACCAUAUAAUGACUGAGUGAAUAAAGCAAAAUAAGGGAUGGAUUUUUUUUUUAUGUACGUAGAAUUUCGUACUAGAUUUCUAUCUGUAUAUGCAGCCCAGACUCAUUGAAAUUAAUGGUAAUUUUACCAGAGUAAUGAAUUGGAUGCCUUGGGUGUUUAGGGAUUCCAUUCUAAUACAAUGGCUACCAUUUUCCCAUUCAUUUCAGUGCAGAGGCUACCUGUGCAGAUGCAGUUUCAUUUGUGCAUGAUAUGUGCACACAGAAAGCUUUAAAAGGCCUAGUCUACAUCACCAGUGAAUGUACACAUUAACUGUGGCUAUCUCAGAUCCUUAGUAGCCUCUUUUAACCUAGCUAUAAAAAUAAAAAAAUAAAAUCUGUUCUCACAUCACCUGGUUAAAAAGAUGGAAGUUAGACUAGGCUUUCAAUCAUUUUGAACAAUCUGUGGAAUGCUUGAAUUCUGAGUUUUUCUUUUAAUUUUUUUUCCUGUAAUUUUUUUUUCACUUUUAAAGGCUUUUUGUUCUCUGUUUAAUUUCAUUUGAUUUGUCUGUUAUGGACUGGGGAAGAGGGGGGGGUGGAAUAACAUUUGGGUUGUUCAGGGAUUAUUAUUAAUAAUAAUAAUAAUAAUAUGAUUAUUGUGUUUGUGUAAAAUUAUUUCAUUUCAUCUGUUUUCUUUCAUUUUAUUGAUGUGUGUAAUGCACAGUAACAGAAACAGUGUGUACACGAAUUGUGAUCAAUGGUACACUGAGACACAGAUAAUAAAAUGUAUAAUUAGUUUUGAUUUAAAGAUCAGCACUGCUGCA